Carassius carassius (crucian carp) is the source of this 710-nucleotide messenger RNA. Its product is annotated as pro-FMRFamide-related neuropeptide FF-like. The transcript is spliced from 3 exons. Bases 15 to 395 code for a protein of 126 amino acids. The record is from RefSeq and is a predicted model, not a curated record. NCBI's taxonomy places the organism in Eukaryota, Metazoa, Chordata, Actinopteri, Cypriniformes, Cyprinidae. Gene Ontology annotation, molecular function: neuropeptide hormone activity.
GUAGUACUGUCCAGAUGGAAGCGGGCGUGUGGUUCAUGCUGCUGGUCAUGACUGAUAUGGGCCAGUCCAUCCCCAAAGAUGACAUACUGGAGCAGAGCAAACUCCUGCUAGAGUCACGCGAGGACGCAGACAACAUGCUGGAGAGUCGAGGGGCCACUGAGGAGCAGAUGGAUCAUCUUCUGGAAGAUCGUCUUCUGGUGGAGAUGGUGCGCUCUUUACUCCACGGCUCCCAGAGAUACGAACGCAACCCUUCAGUGCUGCACCAGCCAAAGCGGUUUGGUUGGGGGACUCGGACUGGCUUGUCCACAGAGGAAAGGAUACAGUCUCGGGACUGGGAGACGGUUCCCGGACAGAUCUGGAGCAUGGCUGUGCCACAAAGAUUUGGCAAAAAAUAACACUACCCAUCAUAAAAACUCAGUGAGGUCUUUAGAGUCUUGUAAUUAUUAGAUCUGAAUUACCUAUAAGCAUGUCAUUCUCCCAUUCUUGUCUCACCUACUAAACCAAUCCAAGACAAGCGGUCACUCUUCUGUGCAUUUCAACAAACCCUUUUAUAUUGAUUAUAACACAGCAAAAAAUAUAUAUAUUUAUUUAUAUGUAGUACUCAUUUCAUACGUUUUGAAUGAGUGGGAGGAAAUAGUCAUGUAGGGGCAUUAUGUGAUUAUUCAUCCACUGUAAAUCAUAUGUGUUUUAUAUUGUAUUUUCUGGCUAUA